AUGGAUAUGCUUAACACCAUUCUCAAUCUUCUUCUUCCUCCUCUCACCAUCAUCUUUCUAAUCCUCUUUUACCCAUUUUAUCUUUUGAUCAAACUUGGGAGUUGUCUUCAUAAGAACCUUCGCUUCGAAAACGUAGCUGGAAAAGUUGUUCUAAUCACCGGAGCCUCCUCCGGCAUUGGAGAGCAUGUCGCAUACGAAUACGCGAAGAAAGGAGCAUAUUUGGCUCUUGUUGCUCGAAGAAAGGAUCGUCUAGAGAUGGUUGCGGAAACAUCACGUCAAUUAGGAUCUAGUGAUGUCAUCAUCAUACCUGGCGAUGUUGCUAAGCUUGAGGACUGCAAGGAAUUCAUCAGUGAGACGAUUCAUCAUUUCGGAAAACUAGACCACCUGAUCAACAAUGCUGGUGUAUUUCAAACUGUCAGUUUCGAAGAUUUCACCCAAAUUCAAGACGCUAAUCCUAUAAUGGCAAGCAAAGCGGCCUUAUUAAGAUUUUUCGAGACAUUAAGAGUUGAGCUCAGUCCGGAUAUCAAAAUAACAAUUGUUUUUCCUGGAGUUGUAUCUACAAAUAUGACCACUCCUCACUAUAUAGAAAAAUAUGGUUCAGAUUUUAUUCUGUCAGAAUCAGUAAGUGAAUGCGCAAAAGCAAUCUUCAGAGGCAUUGGCAGAGGAGAGACAUCCAUUGAAGAACCAUCUUGGAUGAAAAAUGUGUGUCCUGAAAUCGUUGACUAUGCACUCAAGUAUUUAUAUUUCCGUUAUCUCAAACCAUAUUUCAAGCGUGAUUGA
Molecule: messenger RNA, 780 nt
Organism: Arabis nemorensis
Lineage: Eukaryota; Viridiplantae; Streptophyta; Magnoliopsida; Brassicales; Brassicaceae
Source: the annotation of a GenBank genome assembly